AUGUCCACAAUUUUCGCGCUUUCGUCCGGAUCCCUGCCGAGUGCGAUUGCAAUUUUUCGCGUUUCAGGUAAACCCGCUCCAUUGAGAAUUCUCACGUGGAAAAUUUGAAUUUUAGGCUCCCAAAGCCUUCCGGUCCUUCGAGAAUUGAGCCGACGACAGAGAUGGAGGCCAAAAAUGAUGGAAUUCACGAAACUAUACGAUCGGGACGGGAUAAUCGACGAGGCGAUGGCGGUCUACUUUCCAGGUUGGCCGAUGCAAGUUCGCUCGAAUUUUUGAGUUGAUUAUAACAUUCUUUAGUAAACUACUGAGCAAUUUACUUAGACAACGGUUUCCGAUGUAUCGGCGGUUCAAAUGCGAUGCAAUGGCGAUGCCGAGCCUACGGGAGGAGUGUCGUGGCGCGCACUGUUAGCCAUCGUUAUUCGCACUGAAUUUUGAGGCGUUUCGCUCACAAAGAGCAGAAAAGGGUUAGAAAGACUCCGAUUGGGAAUCAAAAGAAAACGAAUUUAGUUUUUGCAGAUCAAAUAAAUUAAUUUCAAAAUGAAAAGAAUUAUCACGAAAGCACUGCUUCCAUCAGAAGUUCACAGACGGUCUCAUUAAAACAUGCGAUUCCCUUCCCCUCCCGUUCCGCUUUUUCGAGCUUUCUCUUCUGUUCUCGCACACUUUCAGGUUCUCUCUCAGGUCAUUUUCAGUAUAUUCGUGCAGAAACGGAGACUCGAGAAUCGGGCAGACUUCUUACCUUGGUGCCAAAAAACGCGAUACGCAGAGAAACGAGACGGUCAGAGCGUAUCAAUUAUUUUCUUACCAAACGUCACCAAAAAGAAAAUCCGACAUACUGAAUCGCAUGGUCUGAAAUCCGGGGAUCACACUUCGAUCCGUAUUCGAACCCCGGUCUCAAAAACGAAAUAGUCCGAACAUAACCAAAACACCAUGAUAGUGGACAGAGGAGCAGGCUCCAAGUCCCAAUUGCAUAAUGGCUCUUCUUCCCCUUUUUUUUCAAAUCUCGAAUGUCAGACUUUUUCACCUUUGAUGCAGCCGCACCACCUGACAGGGCUCUCUCAGUCCAUAUCAGAUAAGAUAAUCCUUUUCAGGACAACCUUUCGAGCCUUUUUCAGGGCUCUCUCGGACCUUAUCAGAUAAGAUUAUCCUUUUUAGAAACACCUUCCGAGCAGGGCUUGGCCGGCACGGGCUUUUCGUUGGCCGGCCCUUGACCUUGACCUUUGAACCACUUGCAAUAUUCCGACCUUGUGGGCGUGGCCAACUGUUUGGGAUCACCGUCAGGGCGUAAAAUUGUAUCUUUACGGAUCCGUAAAAACGUAAAUUUACGGUUUCAAGAAGACGUAAAAUCCGUAAAUUCCGUAAGAUCUGAAGUUUUAAGAGGUCUGCCCGAUUCUAGAGUCUCCGUUUCUGCACGAAUAUACUGAAAAUGACCUGAGAGAGAAACUAAAAGUGUGCGAGAACAGAAGAGAAAGCUCGAAAAAGCGGAACGGGAGGGGAAGGGAAUCGCAUGUUUUAAUGAGACCGUCUGUGAACUUCUGAUGGAAGCAGUGAUUUCGUGAUAAUUUUUUCCAUUUUGAAAUUAAUUUAUUUGAUCUGCAAACCCUAAAUUUUUUUUCUUUUCAUUUAUUUUCAUUCCCAAUCGGAAUAUUUCUAACCCUUUUCUGCUCCUUGUGAGCGAAACGCCUCAAAAUUCAGUGCGAAUAACGAUGGCUAAACAGUGCGCGCCAUGACACACCGCCCGUAGGCUCGGCAUCGCCAUUGCAUCGCCGAUGCAUCGGAAGCCGUUGUCUGAGUCCGUUCAGAAACAGGAAACUAGCGCGCUUUCCGAAAAUGUAUCAAUAGUGCGCACUUUCAUUUACAUUUUCAUGUUGUCAGGCCCGAAGACGUUCACCGGAGAAGACACGACCGAGCUGUUUGUGCACGGAAGUCAGGCGGUCGCCACAAAAUUGGCCACCGCGCUGGCCACUUUUGAGAAUGUUCGAGAAGCGAAACGGGGAGAGUUCACGAGGCGGUACUGUAGGAAGUUACUGUAGAAAGUGAAACCAAUAAUAGUCAUCAUUAUUAUGGCCAUUGGCUCCCAUUCAUUUUCACGUGUUGCACGCCGAAAAUGCGACCCAAUUACAGAGCGUUUCACAACGGAAAAUUGAGCAUUUCGGAGGUGCGAGGACUCGAUCGAUUGAUUCGGUCGCGAACGGAAAAGGAGCGGAGAGCGGCUUUCGGACAGAUGAGGGGCGGAAUCAGAGGCGUCGAGCUACGGUAGAAACUUUUUUAAAAAAUGUGAAAUGACAACUUUGUGUGGGGAUAAAUCUAUGAUUUUUCAAAAUUUCGAUAGAUAAUUUUGUGCUCUACAACUUCGCAAUUGAUAAUUUUUAACGAAAACCCGUAGGCGCUGAAACAUAUUCAUUUUACCUCAAGACCCCUUUCUAAGACCGUACGUUGUUUUGCAGCAAAAAGCUAGUGCAAGUGCUCGCCAAGCUCUUCAUUGUAAUAGAUUUCGGUGAGCACGUGGAGCUGCAGCUGGAAGAGGCCCAGCGGGACGUGUCGGAAGUUUUGCUCGAGGUGAACCGAAUGAUCCGCGCGUGGAAGGGCGCCGAACUCGCGCAACGUGGCAUCGACAUCGUGCUCUACGGGCGGCCGAAUUCCGGAAAAAGCAGCAUUCUGAACCAGUUGGCGCACGAUGACGUGGCAAUUGUGAGCCCGAUCGCCGGAACCACACGCGACAGUUUAGUGGUGAGCAAAUGUGUUUUCCGCGUUUGACUCUGACCUUUUCCAUUCUGUGUGUGUGUGUGUGUGUGUAGGCGUAUCCGGAAAAGGCGCCAAAAUUGUUUUCGUCUUCAGACGCACGUCCAAAUUGGAGGUGUCAGAUGUCGACUGACUGACACCGCCGGCAUCAGAAGCCGCGCGGAUGACGUGAUCGAGGAGGAAGGAAUGCGGAGAGCACGGCAGAAGUUGGAGGCCGCCGACGUUGUGAUCGUCGUCGUGGAUCCAGAAUCCGAUCGGGAAGAAGUUGAGAGGAUUCUAGAGGAUGUUAAGGUAGAGCUAAGGUUCCUCAAAUUUCAAAAAGCAAUUUGGUAGAGAACUUUUUGCUCUACAACUUUCUAAUUGGGCAUUUGUCGAGAACUUUUGUGGGUGCUGAAAUCUAUUCAUUUUCAGACCACCAAAAGCCGUGAAUCGCGAGUGAUUCUGGUGAAGAACAAGUCGGACCUCGGUCUACCGUACCCCUCCCUCACCUCCUUCCCGCCCAGUCUGCCUACAGUAUCCACGUCGGCCACCUCCUCCGCCGGCAUCGAAUCGCUGCGUCGCCAGCUCGCCGAGCACGUCGAGGAGCUGUGUCCAGAAGCCAACUAUCUGCUCGACGGCGCACUGCUACAGUAAUCCGAGCCGCGCGUCUGCUCAUUAUAUGCCGAAAUGUUCUCAUUUUGCAGAAAGUGCGCCGAUGAGUUGACGUGCGCCGUGUCGAGCUCCUUCGACGCGAGCAUCAUGUGCUCGCACGUCGAGGCCGCCCUUGAACACGUCGGCGAGCUCACCGAGCAAGUCGUCUCCGAAAAUGUGCUCGACGAUAUUUUCAGCAAGUUCUGUAUCGGAAAAUGAAGGAUGGAACGACGCAAGACGAAGAUUCGGCAUUUUUAAAGUUUCUGGGCUGUUAAAUUCGAUUAGUUUAUCAAAUUGUGUAGAAAAAUGAUUUUUCUCGCUAAAAAAGAUGACUUGUCACGGGAUUGCCCUUGAUUUUACUUGAAACACGACCGUCUUCUCAAAAAUCUACAGUAACACUUUUCCCCUGUGACUUUUGCACUAUCAACUAUAGUAUAUGGGCCAAAAAAAUGCCACCAAAAAGCGUGUAUACAGUGCGUCCGAUAAAAAAGCGAAUCGUAUAGUUUGCAUUUUUCCAAAAACAUUUGUGUGUGCGCUUCACACAAGAAGAGUCCCCGUCUGUGUGUGAUCUAGAAUAAUGUGUGAUGAAUAGGCCCCCUCCCGUCAAAGGAGCCCAAAGAGAUAGAGGGAGGGAGAGAAGGACGCAGACAUACCGACACUUCUUCUUCUUCUUCUUCUUCUUCUUCUUCUUCUCGCUUCUCCAACUCCUCGAAGCCCGCCUCUCUUGGGGCAGCAGGAGAUGGGAGCCGGAGAGAAAGAGAGGAAGAAUCUCUUCUUCUCUCUUCCCCACAAUAUUCGCCGCCGCCGCUCGUCUUCUUCGUCUCUUGGACGCACGCACAGCACACGGAGCACACAUACACACACACACACACACGCUUGCUGCUCAGCCCCCUCCCCACCACCACCACCACCGCCAGCGCCGUCCUCGUCGUCGUCGUCGUCGCCGCCGCAGCAGCAGCAGCAGCAGCAGCCGUCGUCGUCGUCGCCUUCGUUGCCCGCCCGUUGUGCUUCAGAGAGAGAGCCGCCACAGAAUCGAUGAGGCCUCCUCCGACGACGAGGCGAUGGCCCCCUCUCAAUCAUCUUCAUCACCACCAAUACAUUCCCCGCCCCUUCUACCUGUACUUGUUGCUCUUAUCGUCGACAAUUCCCGCCACGCUGGCAGCGGCCCGUGUCGCGCAGCAGCAGGUCACUGAAGGCGGCCUUCCGCUCACCGAACUUCUCUCGUCGCUCGAUCAGCCGUACCCGUGCGGCCACGUCGUCGAGGCCGAACACUUUUUGGCGACCGCCGUCGCGCUCAAAUUCCCCCGAUUGAUACAGUUGGCGCACUUUUUCGCGAACCACUCGAAAAAUUUCGAUCCACAACUGCUGGACAAGUCCUCAUUCCUGCCGCAUCCGCCGUUCGACCUCUCGUUCAGUCGACGAACACAUUUCUACGGACUUCAGCUGAAUUGCACAGGCAACAACCAUAAGUGAGUCGUUUGUUUUUCCCCCACCUUUCCAACACACCCUCCCGAUGCAAUGCGUCAGAGCUCGCGCGUGGCGGGCGCUUAAAAAUGCGUCAUCCUUGAACUUUUCAAAUCCUCUUCCACUCUCCACACCUCGUGGGAGAAUGUGAAUAAAUUUGUGUUCUACUACAAUAUUCACAAAUUCACACAUACCUCCCCCCCUAUCCGACGGGGCCUGAGGCACUUUUUUUUGGGUCUUUCUUGUGGCGUCACGUCGUCAGGGGCCGUCGUCAUUUUCUAUAUAAUCUGAAACCCCCAAAAAAGCGGGGGGGAAAAGCAUCUUUCUGCGUGGCGAGUUGUGUGUGUGUGUGUGUGUGUGUGUGCGGGGCUGUGUGUCAUCAGAAUAAUUAAUUGGCCGACGGACGGCCCCCCCCCCCUCUUCUCUCUUUUUUGGGCACAAGCAGUAGCUGGAGCAACAGCGGCGGCGGCGGCGGCACAAACGAGGAGGAAACUUGAGAGAUUUUGUGCGGCGACAUCCGGAUUAGAUUAACGCACGCGCCUGCGCACGAAAGAGAGAGAGAGGGAGAGAGAGAGGGACAGGAGGAUGAAUAAGAUCAAAGUGCGCCCCGACGCACUUUUCUACGUUCCAACAAACCGUUUCCUUCCUGUUUUCAGAUGGCUCCCUCGACUGGUCUUCGUGUCACACGAUCCGAACAACACGAAUCGCAAGGCCUACCUGACACUUCAACUCGAUCAGUUCGAUGUGGACUUGUGCUCGGCCGUUCCGUGCCACACAAAAGUGAGUCAUUUUCUUUCCAAGUCGAGUCAGCGCGCCCUAAUGAUUGUCAACGUGUUACCUCCCCCGCGCGCGGCGACAAAACCUUGCAAGAGCUUGAGUUCUUGCUUCUCACAGGAGCACACGCGUGGAGAGCCUUUAUUGCUAUUAGUUUUACUCAAAAGCCGGAUUGAUUUUCAACAUUUUUAACAUUUCCAAUCCCACUUCUCCUGCCUGGCCUAGAAUCCCCAAUUCUUCCACCAAUUCUCUCCGAAACCGGUCCCAAAAGCCCUGAAGAGCACACUAAAAACGGCGAAAAACGGCAGCAAAAGGCUAACCCGAUAUAUAUUUUUUCUUCUUCACACACACACACACACACAGGGGGGAAAGGCGGUCCCCAGAGGGCCUGCUCCUUCUCAGAUUGACACUUUGACUAUUUGCGCGGCGCAACGAGCAAAAAACGCGUCGUUUUUUUAGAGCUCGCGGGAAAACUGGAGCAAAGUUCGCUCCAUUGAUAACGACGAGACAGGUGACACUCUGAAUGUUUAUAUCAGGGGCCCCGGGGCCGUCCCAAUGUUACACAACACCAAUCAAGAAAUGUUUUGUUGUUUGGGUUUUUGAGUCGGCUGGAGGAAAGCGGGUCGGGGAGUGGAGGAAAUGAAAAAGACAUGACUUUGCGGCGUCAAACUCUGACUUUCCUGUUUUCGAGGGGACCAAAUUUAGGCGAUUUUCGCACAGUAGAACAUACGCAAACUCAUCCAACGAUUUCCGUUAUUUUGCUGCUGCUGAAGUUCUGAAAAAACGUUGGACGCCUGUACAAAAUUGCCCAAAUAGUUGUAGAAAAAAAAAAUAAAUUCGCACAGGCCGAUAUCUCCAGAUUCUCCAGAAACGCACAGACAAUAUUCUUUCUCAUUUUUCCGAACCAAAUCAAACUUUGACGUUCCGCCGCCCAGUGCUCAUGGUUACGGUACACCCGUCUCUGUUCGUGUCAAGAUGACGUGUGUCUGUGUGUGCGUAUGCUACUUUUGCAAAAAGUAGCCUCAUUUCAUUCCGAAUCUUUUUGCUCGUCUUCUUCUUCAGGAGCAGCAACACAUUAGGCAAUAAAUGACGUGGACACAACAUUUUGUGUGUGCUCCUUUUCUGAGCUUCUUCUUCUACUCCUUCUCAUCAAUAUUGGCUCUUUUGCGAAGGAGAGCUUGAAAGAGAGAGAGAGAGAUGGCCCCUAAAACGGCUCUCUCUCUCUCUCUCUUUGGAGGAUGGGAAGAGGAUAAUGUGAUGUGCUUGUGCUUCUUGCUCUUCCGUGCACCUCUUUCUCCCUCUCUCUCUCGCUUCUUCUUUUGGGCUCAGCGAGCACGCACAGACACACACACACACACACACGCACAGGGGGGAGAAUGCGAUUUUACGACGACGACGACGAGAUUUUCUUCUUCUUCUUCUUCUUCUUCUUCUUUCCUCUCCUCCCAUCAUUUUUGGCAGGAUAUGCCUCUAAGGCGCACGCACGCACACACACACUCACUGAAAGCUCAUCGAGCACACACUCACAAUGUGAGCUUCUUCUUCUUCUUCUUCUUCUUCUUGUGCUCGUGGAGCACGACGACGACGACGACAUGUUGUAGGCCCCUUGCCGCCGCCGCCGCCAACACCGGGCCGCCCAACCCCCCACGCUUCAAUGGUCCCCCCCUCUUCUGCUGGCUGUGCUUUCACGACGUCGUCGUCGUCGUCGACGAAGGAGAAGAAAGAGUUUUUGGAGGAGAAUGAUGAAGGAAAAGAGCAAGGGAGCACCACGAGCACACACCAAACUUGCCGAAUUUUCGAGGAGAAAAUAUUACCGGCCCGGCCGGAGGGAACGCCAGGGGGGACCGAGCAGAGCGGAAAAGAACAGGGAAAAGAGGAAAAGAGGGGGUUUUUAAAAAGGAAAUUGCGGGGGAAUCUGCGGUCUUUUAGGCCGCCUUGGUAGUAAUAGUUCCAUAAUAAUCUUGAAAUGCCUGCCUUUGUUUGCAAGAAUAUGCAGCUGGAAAACUAAAACUCGUCAAAUUCAAUCGGUUCAAAUGCUCGAUUUUCCGAUUUUCAGUGCACAUGGACGGUGCACGGCGGACUUCGUGUGUCCGCUAAAGCGUGCUGCGACCCGGACGACGUGGCGUUGUGCAGAACGGACGCGGAACGAGGUUCGUUUAUAAGUACGUUUUCCCUUCCACUUCUACCUCUUAUUUUCCGAGUGACAAUGCGUGUGGCAAUCUAAUCCGUUAAUAACGCACUUUUACACUUGUGUUCGAUGCUUCACGCAACGCACUUUUCGCGUGUGUUCUCGUUUCGACAGAGCACCCCAACAUCUUUUGUUCUGAUUCUAGGUCGUCACAUGCUGCUCGCGUUCAAUUCCAUCUGCGCAAUCAUCUGCAUCGCCCUCAUUCCGAUCGUUUGUUAUCAACGAAAACGGCAGCAUGAGGUGAGCGAAGUGUUGAGCCAACUCUACAUUUCGAACGCAUUUUAGGCCAGAGGCUGGGCUCUAAUGGAGCUCUUUCUGAUCGGCGCCUCCAUUUUGUACUCGGUCCUCUUUUUGGAUUUUGUGGCGCCGCCCGAGUACGGUUGCUGCGUGGCAGUCUGGCUCCGACAAAUCGGAUUCUCCAUCUUCUAUGGAUCUAUUGUGCUUAAAAUUUAUAGGUUCGUUGAAAUUAUAAAAACUUGAAACUAGUUUUCCAACUUACUUCCAUUCAAAUUAGCAAAGUUCGGCAACUUUUGAAAGCUCCACAAAGCCGUUCUCGAUUCAGGAAUCUUCAAGAGUACCGAGUGCGGAAAGCGCAGCACGUGUCGGUCCGCGAGCAAGACAUGCUCAAAUACCUGGCUGCAAUGCUCGCGCUCACAAUCACCGGACUCAUGGCGUGGACGGUCGGCUCCUGGGGCGACACGGCCCUCUGGAGGACCGCCUGGCCGCAGUGUCUCAUGCAGGGAUGGCAUGUGAUAUGGCACGGAUACGAGCUGCUCUUUCUGCUCUACGCAGUCCGUCUUUGCUAUAAGGCCAGAAAUAGCGAUUGGCUGGAGAGGUGGCAGUUCACUGUCGCCGUCUGCCUUGAAGCCAUCAUCACCUUGAUGGCCAAUCUGAUUAGGUAUAAACAGAGCUGUAAAAAUGCAGAAAAAUACAUGAAAUUUGUAGGUAUUCUAUUCGAAAUUCCGGACGAGCCGACACUCUUUUUAUCGUCUCAUUCGUCCACUUACAACUCACAGUCUCUGUGAACAUUGUUAUUAUUGUGGCUCCGAAAUUUUACCUAUCAAACGGAGAGCCGAGUCGUCGAUCUAUGACGCUCGGCGGUCAUUCGGGACGGGCGCAUCCGUCUCUAGCCAAACUGCGUGAUAACAUUUUGAACGGAACUAUCGACUUCGCCGAAGUUCCGAUUGUUGACAUGAACCCGGAGGAUAUUCGGGUAGGAAGUGACACACUUUCUUCCCUCAAUCAAUUGUUUGUUUUUCAGGCUGAAUUGAAGCGCGUCUACACGCAACUGCGCAUGUAUAAGCUGAAGAAUUUGUAUCAGGACAACCCACACAUUUCUAAAAAACGGGGAGGGAAGAAAUGGAGCGACAAGAAUACAAAAGCCACCAGGAGAAUCUCUAUACCCUCGUGUUCACCACAAACGAAACGGAUAGAAGAGGACGAGAAGAGCGAUUUGACGGUCGAGUCGUCGCCGCACAAUGUCUACUUGAGCAAUUUCAAAGGAGUUAAUGUGAAUAGCAUUGAGCAACACAAUUCAGUUCGGGUCUAG
This is a messenger RNA of Caenorhabditis sp. 36 PRJEB53466, 9344 nucleotides long. The record is from the annotation of a GenBank genome assembly. NCBI's taxonomy places the organism in Eukaryota, Metazoa, Nematoda, Chromadorea, Rhabditida, Rhabditidae.